GUAUGAAGACCUUCAUCCUUCUGGCCGUUCUUGGCCUUGCAUCGGCUUCAGUCCAUCAACACAAGAUCGUAUGGAGGGAAUCCAAGAAGAUGGGAAUGAUCCGUACUGGACAAUAUCCAGCUUACCUUGAAUACCAGAGAAAUCUCAGAGCUGUGUCCCCAAAUGUUCUUGCUAAUCUCCCACAAAAUGUCAAUGACUUUGGAGAUUUCGAGUACCUCGGAAACAUCACCAUCGGAACCCCAGAUCAAGGAUUCAUCGUUGUUUUGGAUACCGGAUCCUCUAACCUCUGGAUUCCAGGACCAACCUGCAAGACCAACUGCAAGACCAAGAGCAAGUUCGAUUCCACUGCCUCCAGCACCUUCGUUAAGAACGGAAAGUCCUGGACCAUCCAAUACGGAUCAGGAGAUGCCGCCGGAAUCCUCGGACAAGAUACCGUUAGAUUCGGAGCUAAGGGAGACUCCCAAUUGUCUGUUCCAACCACCACCUUCGGAAUUGCCAGCAAGAUUUCCGCUGACUUCAAGAAUGACGCCACCGACGGAAUUCUCGGACUUGCUUUCACCUCCCUUGCCGUCGACGGAGUUGUCCCACCACUCAUCAACGCCAUCAACCAAGGAAUCCUUGACCAGCCACUCUUCUCAGUCUGGCUUGAGCACAGAGGAGCCGCCAACAAUGUUGGAGGAGGAGUCUUCACCUACGGAGCCAUUGACACCACCAACUGCGGAGCCCUUGUUGCCUACCAACCACUUUCCUCUGCCACCUACUAUCAAUUCAAGGCUGCCGGAUUCAAACUCGGAUCAUACUCAAACACCAAGACCGUUGAUGUUAUCUCUGACACCGGAACUUCCUUCCUCGGAGGACCACAAUCUGUUGUUGACGGACUCGCCAAGGCCGCUGGAGCCACUUAUGAUGACUUUAACGAGGUCUACUUCAUCGACUGCGCUGCCCAGCCAGGAACUCUUGAUAUUACCAUUGGAACCAACACUUAUUCCAUCCAGCCAGUCAACUACAUCGUUGAUGCCGGAAACGGUCAAUGCCUUUUCGCUGCCUUCCCAUUCGAUUUCGGAGGAUUCGGACCAUCAUGGAUUCUUGGAGAUCCAUUCAUUCGUCAAUACUGCAACAUUUACGAUAUUGGAAACAAGAGAAUGGGAUUCGCUCCAUCUCUCCAAAAGUAAAUAUAUAUUACUAUUUAUGUACUUAUACUUUUUCAAUAAUAAAACAAUUGAAACAACUAAUAUUUAAACAAUUUUUCUGCAGAAAUGAAUUGCAUUGAAUUUU
Molecule: messenger RNA, 1275 nt
Organism: Caenorhabditis elegans
Lineage: Eukaryota; Metazoa; Nematoda; Chromadorea; Rhabditida; Rhabditidae
Gene: asp-6
Product: Aspartic protease 6
Exons: 3
Coding region: 3-1172 (389 amino acids)
Biological process (GO): proteolysis
Cellular component (GO): extracellular region
Molecular function (GO): aspartic-type endopeptidase activity
Source: RefSeq, marked reviewed